GACUCGUGGUGUGCCUCGGCUUGCUUCAUAACACAGCGCUUUGCUUCUUAGGUUUCACCUCUGACAGCUUUCGCCAAGUUUUGAUUUGAUAGGAUAAGAGCAGCGGGGGCAUUAGGACCAGGAGAAAGACGCACACAUGGCUCUGUAUUAUGUCUGGCAAAGCGCUUCCUGACUGAGUGCUGCAGUUAUGUGUGAAGCAAAGUCAGGGACCGACUAGUUCUCAUCUGUUGAUCACAGUGAACUUGAAGCCUCAGACGGGGGAAAGCUGUCAGAUCUGCUUUCAGAGAUGAGGGGAGGGAAACUCUGAAGAAGCAGGAAACGCUCUGGAAGGAAGCUGUUAGAAAUGGGAUUUCUUUGCACCUAGAAUUUAAAGAGGAAAAGAUCAAAACUUAAGCUGUUCUUUUCAUUGGCUGAACAUGCUCUUUCCUGACUGAGCCGGGACUCCGUAACAACGCAUCUACUCCAUCCCACUGGAUCCAUGCUGCCUUUUACCACACAUGUUCUUGAGGAAGAAAUGCAGAUAUGGAUCACGUAAGCUGCAGUUUCUCUCGCUGUUGCUGAUGCUGGGCUUUUUGCUGCUGAUGGUUACAACGCUGAAUCCGCCAGCCAGCAACCGGAGCAAGGACGGGACUUUCCAGCCUGUGGAGUUCAACCCCAGGGAAGGGCACCAGGUGGACUUUGCGGAGACCCAAGAGAUGCUGGAGACCCAGGAGGAGAGCCAGCAGUACUACCCCUUGGACGGGCUGUCGCCGUUCAUCUCCCUGCGGGAGGAUGAGUUGAUCGCGGCCGUCGUGUCCCCCACGGGUCGAAGGAACCACAGCAAGGCCAGGAAAGGCUAUCGAGUGGUGAAGCAGCAAAGCAGGCGGCCGGAGGCGAAGGAGGGGGACCCCGAGUCCCAGCUCCUGUCCCUGCCUCUGGGGGACGGCAACGGGGCCGCGACGGGGGAGCGCCCGCUCGGCUUGGAAACCCACGGCUUCAACGAAGCGCUCAGCGAGCGGAUCCCUCUGCGCAGGGAGCUGCCUGAGGUACGACACCCGUUGUGCCUACAGCAAGAAUAUGACUCCAGCCUGCCUACUGCUAGUGUCAUCAUCUGUUUCCAUGAUGAAGCCUGGUCUACUCUGCUGAGAACAGUGCACAGCAUUAUUAACACAGCCCCAAAGGCCUCCCUCAAGGAUAUCAUCCUAGUGGAUGACCUGAGCCAGCAAGGGCCCCUGAAGUCAGCCCUGAGUGAGUACAUCUCGAAGCUGGAUGGCGUGAAGCUGAUCCGGAGCAACAGGAGGCUUGGAGUCAUCCGAGGUCGGAUGCUAGGAGCUGCACGGGCAACUGGAGAUGUGCUUGUCUUCAUGGAUUCGCACUGCGAGUGUCAGAAGGGCUGGCUGGAGCCGCUCCUGGCCAGGCUGUCCAGCAACAGAAACAGUGUCGUCUCCCCUAUCAUAGAUGUCAUAGACUGGAAGACUUUUCAGUACUAUCACUCUGUGAGCCUACAUCGAGGUGUUUUUGACUGGAAACUAGAUUUUCAUUGGGAACCAGUGCCAGAGCAUGAAGAGAAGGUACGACAGUCUCCCACCAGCCCUAUCAGGAGUCCUGCAGUAGCUGGUGCAGUAGUUGCCAUGGAUCGACACUACUUCCAAAACAUUGGAGCUUAUGAUUCUGACAUGACCAUGUGGGGAGCGGAAAAUCUAGAGCUAUCUAUAAGGACCUGGCUCUGCGGUGGCUCUGUAGAAAUCAUUCCAUGCUCCCGUGUUGGGCAUGUCUAUCGACACCAUAUUCCCCAUGCUUUCUCCUAUGAAGAGGCCAUUGUGAGGAACAAAAUCCGAAUAGCAGAGACUUGGCUGGGUUCUUUCAAAGAGAACUUCUACAAGAAUGACACAGUGGCUUUCCUAAUCAGCAAGGCAGAGAAACCAGACUGCAGCGAGCGUCUUCAGCUACAGAAGAGACUGGGCUGUAGAAGUUUCCAGUGGUUUAUAACAAAUGUGUACCCUGAGCUCUCCCGGCCUGAAGACGCACCAAGAUUAUCUGGCAAGCUUUACAAUACUGGUGCUGGCUUCUGUGCAGAUUACAGACCUGGAAUGGCCUUGGCAGAUGGCUCUAUCAAACUCUCUCCUUGCACUAACAGCCUCACCCAGCACUUUGAAUAUAACAGCAAGAAGGAAAUCCGUGUCGGGUCUGCUCCGCUGUUUUGCCUUGAUGUCAGACAUGGGAAGGUUAUCCCUCAAAACUGCACAAAGGAGACAGAUAACAGUGAGCAGCACUGGGACGUCCAGGAGAAUGGAAUGAUUGUCCAUGUCCUUUCUGGCAAAUGCAUAGAAGCAGUGAAGAGUGAAGAUGAGAAGGACUUGUUUUUGUCUGUAUGUAACAAGAACACAAAUCAGCUGUGGCAAUUUGAACGUUCCCAAGGGCUACAUCAGAGAUAACUGGCAGGUCUGUGGGGAGAUCAAGUCUCCAAAAUUUAGCAUUACUUCUCUUUGGGAUUCAAGAUAUGAACAUUUCCUACAAGAAAAGAAAGAUGUUUGUGUUUGCUGUAUUAUACAAGGAAGCUAGGAAGGUCCUCCUUCAAAAACCUGGCUCAAACAGUUGCUGCUGGUUCCUGGUUUUUCAGCUCAAGCUAAAAUUUCCAUUAUUCCAUGAAGCAGGGAAUAAAGAUACUGUGAGCAUCAAUAGGUUCUCAACUCUGUUACUGCACAAGACAGUUCAGUUUGCCAUUUGAAGGAAAUGUGGGAAACUGGCUGCCAGACAGCUUGUCUUCCAGCCUAUUCUGUGACUUCUGAGGAUACAGGAAAAUGAAUGUCAAGGAAACACUUGAAGCUGUUUAGAGGACAUCAGCCAAAUCAGGAGAGAAGUUUAAUCUAGUUGUACAGUGCACUCGACUCAUAUGAAACAAAGUAGGUUUUAUAUGUAGAAAAGUAGUAGGUGCUUUCAUGUGUAAUAGCUAAAAUCCUGUUUUCCAGCCUGAGCCAGAUUUCUAUCAUCCAUAAGACAGCACAAUUCAUAAAUUAGUACUUAAUUAGGCACUAACUGCUUUAAUUGCUUUGGACUACCAACAAUCCGCAGAGUUUGGCACACUCUUCCUCAUAUCCUUCAUCCAGAGUCUAAUUGGAUGGGAUAAUGAGACAGAAUUAUUACAACUUCUUUGUUUCAGUUUUCAUGAAAUCUAAGAACAACUCUCACAAAAACUUUUGUGGAAUAUGGAAGAAAACUGAAGCAGAUUUGAGAGCAGACUGGCAGCUCUCUGCUGCUUAUUGUGAAAUUGAAAGUACCAGUGACAUUCAUUUGUUCUUAUAAAGCUUUGGGAUGAGCUCGUUAUUAUUGCAGUGACAAAAGUGCUGGUUGGAAAGAAGAAGGGAAAUGACAGGUUUCAACACUGGCUAUCUAGGAAGAAAAUACUGAUGUCUGCUUCUACUUGCUUGCUGCCCACUGUACUGAGUAAGUCUCCUACACUGUGAGUUUUAGCCAUGAAGAUCUUUUAGACUGUUGCUGUCAUGGGUCUCCCAGCUGAUCUGCAAAAGGUAACAACAUGUGUAAUUUUCUAAAGAAUCUUCUUCUGUAGGGCCUGCAUCCCCUCUGACCUCCUGUCUCUCACAGAAGUGACUGAGAGUUCGUGUUAGGUAAUGAGAAUGGUCUCGGUAUGUGCUAGCAAAGCAAACUUUUAUCUAUAUUUUGUCAGGGCACUUGCAAUUUUGGAAUUAAAUAAUGACAACACUUUCCAAGAGCCUUGUAGGACAGAAUAAUGAAGAUCUGGGAGCUUUCCCAUGUCGGCUCCACACCUGACUUAUUGCAUAAAGCAAUCAUACAUACAUAUAUUUAUUAAGGGGGAAAGACGUUGUUAAUGAAACGUAAGGUGAUGUUGAUUUUUUUUCCAAGAGAUGGAAAGAAAAUUGCUUUCUUACAAAAUGUACAGCAUGUGGAUGAUCUUGUAGGUCCUUUCCAAUCUUGUGAUUCUACCAUUCUAUGAUUCUAUGAUAUUGCGUGAGCUUCAGACAAAGGAAGGAGCAAUGCUCAGCUUAGAGUAUUCCAGCGGCCGGCUCUUGCUUAACCGUAACACAUUUGUUUCAAGCCUAUAAGAUUGGCUACAACAGAAGACAUGAGCAGCAUUCUGUGUUAUGUUGUCCAAAACAUUCCCCAGUGAGGUCCCUGCUUGGUUUGAGUGCUGCAGUUUCCACAUCGUGUUCAGGCACCACUCCAACCACUCUAAUUACCACUUACUCUUUCUCUGAUAGCAUCAGAACCCAAUGCCAUUUGCUGCUCUGUCACUUAAAAUUCCCUGUGACACUCUUCAUUGAAGACGCUUCAGUUUUUAACUGAAAGGAUAGUGAAACUCUCUGCCCAAGGAGGUUGUGGAUGCCCCAUCCCUGGAGCCAUUCAAGGCCAGGCUGGAUGUGGCUCUGGGCAGCCUGGUCUGGUGGUUGGCGACCCUGCACACAGCAGGGGGGUUGAAACUCAAUGAUCAUUAUGGUCCUUUUCAACCCAGGCCAUCCCAUGAUUCUAUGAUUCUAUGGUAACAGAACAAGAAGUGAUCUACGAUCAUUGCCAGAUGUAGAGUGAGAAAAGACAUUCUCUAAAAUCACAGAGAAGUUGAAUGAAAUGCUGUUUUAAUUAAAUGUGAUUCCUUUUUUUUUUUUUAAUUAUGACAGAUUUUUUAAUUAUGUAUUAUUUAUUCUAUGUUGGACUCUACACUGGGAAUGUCAUUCCUUCAGCAUUUUGCUUCGUGUUUCAAAAACGUUUGUACAAAUGUAACUGAUCACAAGUGGGAUUUGUCAUCAUGAAGCAUGAAAAUAUUUUUGUUUAGAGAGGAAAAGUUUGGAAUAAAACUUAAAAGCUGUGGAGAUCCUCAUCUAAUAGUGCUUUUUAACAGAAUAAUAGAAGACUAGAAAAUAACGUUUGCUGUAGAUAUGUGUACAACAGAAAAAUAUUACAUAAUAUCUCUUCCAACAAUAAAACAUACUGUUCCAAACAA
This is a messenger RNA of Gallus gallus (chicken), 4954 nucleotides long. It is a transcript of the gene GALNT15, whose product is annotated as polypeptide N-acetylgalactosaminyltransferase 15. Bases 498 to 2414 code for a protein of 638 amino acids. The transcript has 11 exons. The record is from RefSeq and is a predicted model, not a curated record. Gene Ontology annotation, cellular component: Golgi apparatus. NCBI's taxonomy places the organism in Eukaryota, Metazoa, Chordata, Aves, Galliformes, Phasianidae.